Aquila chrysaetos chrysaetos is the source of this 5763-nucleotide messenger RNA. It is a transcript of the gene HS2ST1, whose product is annotated as heparan sulfate 2-O-sulfotransferase 1. Gene Ontology annotation, molecular function: heparan sulfate 2-sulfotransferase activity. NCBI's taxonomy places the organism in Eukaryota, Metazoa, Chordata, Aves, Accipitriformes, Accipitridae. The record is from RefSeq and is a predicted model, not a curated record. Bases 272 to 1342 code for a protein of 356 amino acids. The transcript has 7 exons. Gene Ontology annotation, cellular component: membrane.
GGAGGGGCGCGCCGGUGGCCGCCGCGCGGCGGUUGGUGACGGGCGCGGGGGGCGGCGGGGGCCGGGCGGUCUGCGGGGCGAUGUGAGAGCGGCGGCGGCGGCGGGCCCUGUCGCGCUCCCCCAGCCGCGCUCCCCCAGCCGCGCUCCCUUCGCCUCCCCUCGCUCGCGCCGUCCCUGCGGCGGCAGCGGCGGCGGCGGCUCCCGCCGGCCUCCGCGGCCGGGCCCCGCGUUAUGUCGUGAUCCCGGGCGGGCGGCGCUGCUGCUGCUGCUCAUGGGGCUGCUCAGGAUUAUGCUGCCGCCCAAGUUGCAGCUGCUGGCGGUGCUGGUCUUCGGGGUGGCCGUGCUCUUCCUGGAGAACCAGAUCCAGAAGCUGGAGGAGUCCCGCGGCAAGCUGGAAAGGGCUAUUGCAAGACAUGAAGUCAGAGAAAUAGAGCAACGUCAUACAGUAGAUGGCCCGCGACAAGAUGUGACACUGGAUGAAGAAGAUGAUGUGGUGAUUAUUUACAACAGAGUACCUAAGACUGCCAGCACAUCCUUCACAAAUAUUGCCUAUGAUCUUUGUGCAAAGAACAAAUAUCAUGUUCUACAUAUCAAUACAACCAAAAAUAAUCCUGUUAUGUCUCUGCAAGAUCAGGUCCGAUUUGUGAAGAAUGUGACUUCCUGGAAGGAAAUGAAACCAGGAUUUUACCAUGGACAUAUAUCUUACUUGGACUUUGCAAAAUUUGGUGUUAAAAAGAAACCAAUUUACAUAAAUGUCAUAAGAGAUCCUAUAGAACGACUAGUUUCUUAUUAUUACUUUCUGCGCUUUGGAGAUGAUUACAGACCAGGGCUACGGAGGCGAAAACAGGGGGAUAAAAAGACCUUUGAUGAAUGUGUGGCAGCUGGAGGUUCAGACUGUGCUCCAGAGAAACUUUGGCUUCAAAUUCCGUUCUUCUGUGGCCACAGCUCCGAAUGCUGGAAUGUGGGAAGCAGAUGGGCUUUGGAACAAGCCAAAUACAAUCUGAUUAAUGAAUACUUCCUAGUGGGAGUUACUGAAGAGCUUGAAGACUUUAUCAUGUUAUUGGAGGCGGCUUUGCCCCGGUUCUUCAGGGGUGCCACAGAACUGUAUCGUACAGGAAAGAAGUCCCAUCUUAGGAAAACAACUGAGAAAAAACUUCCCACAAAAGAAACUAUUGCCAAGCUACAACAGUCUGAAAUCUGGAAAAUGGAGAAUGAGUUCUAUGAAUUUGCACUGGAGCAAUUUCAGUUUGUCAGAGCACAUGCAGUUCGGGAAAAAGAUGGAGAACUGUAUAUUCUGGCUCAAAACUUUUUCUAUGAAAAGAUUUACCCUAAAUCAAACUAAGAACACUAUACUGUUAGAUUUAUGGACCUAAAUCUUUGGUCACAUCGUCAUCUUAGUCCUCAGCCAUGGAAACUAGAUUGCUUGUAGACCUCCAAGACGUUUCUUUAUAGAUCUGAGAAAAAUGGGCUGUGGAUCACCUCCAGGGCGUUGGAUACCAGCUAACUAUGUUGGUAAUCCAGAAGCAAAGGCUUCAUUUCUUUUAUCUAACUAGUACUUUCAGUGGGAGUUAAUAUCCUUUACCUGAAGAAAUCUACACUUUAAUUCGGAGCAAUUAAUAUACAGCAGUUCUAGUUGAAAAUAUAAACAAAAAAUGCUUCUGUUGAUGCUCUUUUUAAUUUUCAUUUUUUUAUUUUCAUUUAUACUUCUGUGAAGAGGAAAUAAUUUUUCCCAGCUUUCAACAUGGAAAUUUUGAUUGUGUACAACAUGAAUAGUGUUAAUAACUGGUUGACAUCUGUGCUUUGUUUUUGUGAACCAUGUCACAUGAUAUUGAUUGGGAUGGUUAAUCAUGUUCUGCUGAGAAAUGCUGCUGCUGCUGGAAUUGCCCAUAUUUAUAUAUGUGGUUUUAUUAAAAAAUUACAACUAAUCAUUAGUGUUAAAACAUCAUUUCCACGUUAAUAUUGUAAAAAGUUAAAGAAUCAGAGCAGUGGGGUUUUUGUUUUAUUUUCUAUCCCCACCACCACUGACUGAGGUUGGGAAAACUAUGAAGAAAGUUGGUAUUGUCUGCAGUUCUAGUUGAUCCUUACACAGUGGUAUAAAAAUCGUAAAUUCAGUAUUAAGUUUCUCCAUGGAUUCUUUGUAAUAAUUGUAAACUGAGGUAUUGGUGAAUCCAUAUUAUGACUCCAUUAGUGAGCUGUGGUAUGGUUAGGGUUUUCCUACUACUUCGAUACUUUUACCUGUAGAAUAUUUUUACUAAGGUGCUUUAUAAUGUGUUUUAAAGCAUUGCAUUUACAAAAGGAGUAAAAUGCUGUAAAUACUGCUUAUUUUAUGUAUUUGGACCAAAAGGUUUAAAGUAACUAGUUUAAAGUGUUUUUUUGCACCAGUUCUGUUAUGUGUGAAGUGAAAAACAUCACAUCUACUUCCUGGUAAACUGUUGGACAUUGCUGAAAUGCACUUCAGUGACCUCUCUGACUUCAAUACCAGAACGUUGUCCAGGGAUUCUCUUUACAGAAAUGUAGUCCUUGUCCUUUUAUUAUGGUAAGAGGGAAAGAAGAAAAAUGUCAUGUGUAGUCUGGUUGAGAAAGAUGCAGUGAACUUGAUUGACAUAAUUGUAUUUAUGUAACUGCCUUAUGUGACUGUUGUAAAUUUGUGAGUUGCCAUUAUUAACAAUGUGAAACACCUGGUAGAUGAAGUAAAUUGAAAUUUGAGAACAGAUGUUUGGGGCCACUGCAUUAUAGCAAAUGGCAGUGGAGAACUACAAGAAUUUUCCUAUUGAAUUUCUUAAAGAUCUGAGUAUUUACACAUCUUACACCUGCCUUUUCUUAAAGUGCUUUUCACAGGGUUUAAUGGGGGAAGGCACUGAGGAGACAAAGUAAGGAAUGGUGGUAAAGGUUUAAAUUCCUAAGGGAUGAUGCUGAAAGCUUAGUUUAAAAUUACCAAGUGGAGUUUCUUUAACCAGCUUGUUCUUGUAAUGAAAACAAAGGAAAUGGAAAACGGUCUGUGAACUGGAUGUCUGCAGCCAAAAGCAACAGCCCAAUUACAGAGAGGAUAAUGAGAGACUAUCAAGUAUAUCUUGCAUUUUCUUUGUGUUCUUGGAUUUUUCCCUUUGAAUUUUAAAAAUAGAUCUCGCUUUGUUCUUCCCAAAUAAUCAGGGAAUUUCCUUCUGAUAGCUUACCAUUUAUAUAGCAUGAACCAUGCAUAAGAUUUCCUGUUCUAGUUCUUGUCUAUUGACGUCAUUAAUAUUGCCAACAUGUUUGGGAAUAGGAUGUGUGAGUUCACACGUGAAGACAUGUUUCCUACCUAAGGAAAGGAACCAAGGAGUCAUACACAAGAAGUAGCUAACGGAGAUCUAAAAAUUUUCAUAAGAAAGCAGUAACUUUUUUGGAAAAAAAUUAGUAUUUAUAAUCCCAGCAAAGAUUAUCCACUCAGUGAUAGUUUUAUGUUAGGUAUUAUUUUGACUAUGUUGUUUUCCUUCAGAAUAAUUUGGAUCAGUUUACCUUCUUGAGUCUCCUCCAGAAUUUUCAAAAGAGUACCUCUAAGAGAGCAGAAGAGUUUACUAAGUGAAAAUAUAAAAUAUUCAUCUAAGUAACGAAAUAGGUGUGUAGACAAAUGCUUCUGUAUUGACAAGAAACAAAUAGGCAAAACUUCUACUGGUUUCAGUAGGGUCUACAGAAACCUCUUCUAUUCUAUAAGCAAUUUUUAAUGUUGUGUUUCUUUUUUUUCCUUCCAGGAUUUAGAAUUUCUUAAUUAUGAGUAUUCAGUAACAAAAAUAAUAGAACAACGUAAUUCUUUUUUACUUUUAAGAGCAAUAUAUUUUUCAUAGUUCAUAUAAGAAAACACAUUUUGUUCAAUCAGGUAUCACUUCCUGUUCUUUGCUGUGAACUGACAGGGUUGAGACAAACAAGAAUUUUAGGAAUAUUUUUAAAAAAUGCUAGCUGCAAUUGGAGAGGUAUUCAUUCCAGACAUACUCUGAAAGUGUUGUCUGUGGAACACAGAAGGAAUCAAGACUGUCUACUUUUAUAUCUAGUGCAACCAUUAAGUCAACUGUGAACUUUUAGAAUCCUUUGAAUUCAGACCUAUCAAACUUGGAUUUCCUAAAAGACAGUUUAGGGAAAGGAGCUUUACAGAUUUUUAAUAACCUGGUCUUUUCAUCUUGUAUUCAGAAAUGGAAACAAUCCAAAUUGUUGGUAUUAAAAAUAUUUUACAGUAUAUAAACAGAAUGUAUCUUGUGUAUUUUCCCUUAAUGACUAUAGUGAAAAGCAGCAAUACAUGGAUUUUUGUUGUUGCAGGUUGUAUGAUCAGUAAACUUACUAUGCAACCUCCUGAACAUGGAUCUUUUAACUGAAGUCACUGUAGUCACUGCACAGGAGUGAGAUUGGCUUUUUGCAGGGCUAAGUUCGUUUGAAAGGUGCUGAAAUGCUCCUAUCUAUCUAUCUAUCUAUAUGGUUGAGAGUAGGUUUUGUUACACUGUUCUGUACUUUUUGUACAAAAUUAACAACCAGAUUUUGUGCAAAACUGUAGCCCUGUUGAAACUCUUAAUGUCAGCAUAAUGGAGCCAGGUCUGGCUGUGCUGGUAGCUACAUAGCCAUAACCACAGUAUGCCUGGAGCACAGCGCUUGUGAUACACCAGGCAGUGUUGACAGGAGAGCAAGAGUGUUUUUAGCUCCUUCCCCUAAUAAUUCUGCAGCCAUGCAACAAGAAUUUCACUCUUAUUUUGUUAGUGCGUCUAUAAGCAGACACAAGGCUAGGGUGCAGAAUGUUCUAUGUGCACGUUCCCACUUGUUCUGAGUUCAUUUUCAAGCAGUCUCUCUAUUAAUGAUACGCUGAUCAUGGCUUCAUUUUCAAACAGGCAUGGAAAUUUAUAGCUAUACAAUACAGGAGAGGAAGAAGCAGCCCAUCCUGGUCAUUUGAAAUGCCUUUUCUGGGUAGUUAGUUUUUCUGAAGAUACUUAACUAUUUUUAAUUUCCAGGAAUAAACAGUUGCUUAUUUAUGGUCUCAGAGCAGUUCUAUUUUAUGUCAGGGAAAAUUCACUUAUUUUCUGUUACAAUUCUGCUAAAAUUUUCCAUUAAGCUUACCUGGCGUUGCUAAGUGUGUAUAUGACAAAAAGGUAAAUAGAUGAUGCUCUCUGAACUGUACUGCUUAAGCAGUUGGUGGAAAAGCCUGAUUCAAGUGCACUGCCAAUUUGGCUCUUCAGAACCGGAGCAUAUUUUGUGACUACUAGAGAUUAAACUUAAGGAAACUGUAAGGCUGCUUAGUUGCAUGGAUGCUUCCUUUGCUGUAAGCCUAUGCAACUAUGUAACCUUUGCAGCAGUAUUUAUAGAACAAGCCCUCUUCCUGAGACUUUUCUGGAGCAUAAUUAUAAAUGUUCAUACACUUGUACUGUCUGAUAUUUACAUCAGCAGCUUUCUGUAGCUUCUGUAAAAAGAGACAGGUUUGUGAGCAUUUCUAAAGCAGUACUGAAUGUAAUUUUGAAAAACAUGGAUUGUGCUUCAUUACUUUUUUCUUUUUUAACACACACACAGCUAAAUAGUGCCUUUUUUCCUCACAAUCCAUGUUGAAGAUGCUCGCUCCCACUCACCCUACGUAAAUUGAUUCGUUUGUGCAAUACUGUUCCAACUUGAAACCAUUUUGUCACAGCUGUUUGAGAAAUAAUCUCCAUUUUUCCUUACUAUGCUGCCAGCUUUCUGUUGUUGAAGUGUUUCAGUUGAUUACCUAAUGCAAAUGCUAUAAAAUAAAACACCCAGUGGGAAGGGGAAAGAAAAGAA